Perognathus longimembris pacificus (Pacific pocket mouse) is the source of this 672-nucleotide messenger RNA. RefSeq names its product mitochondrial ribosomal protein L41 (gene Mrpl41). The transcript is spliced from 2 exons. Gene Ontology annotation, cellular component: mitochondrial large ribosomal subunit. Bases 144 to 551 code for a protein of 135 amino acids. Gene Ontology annotation, biological process: translation. The record is from RefSeq and is a predicted model, not a curated record. Gene Ontology annotation, molecular function: structural constituent of ribosome. Lineage: Eukaryota; Metazoa; Chordata; Mammalia; Rodentia; Heteromyidae.
GCCCCCUCGCAGUGCGGCCUUCCGCCGGAAGUGCUCCGGUGUCGCCGAGUGGCGCGGCGCUCAGUCCCGGAAUUCGAGCCGUCCGCAGCCGAGAGGGAGCGCCGGGCUGCAGGCCGAGCUAGAGCCACUGCCCAGGGCGCAGCAUGGGCUUCCUGACGGCAGUGACGCAGGGCCUGGUGCGCGGCGCCGACCGAAUGAGCCGGUGGACGAGCAAGCGCGGGCCGCGCACCUUCUACAAGAGCCGGGGAGCCAAGAGAACCGGCAUCCUCGCCCCCGGUCGCAAGUUCGUGCAGAUAAAGGAAAUGGUGCCAGAAUUUGUGGUUCCAGAUUUGACUGGCUUCAAGCUCAAGCCUUACGUGAAUUACCGCACCCCCGCUGGCACGGAGACGCCGCUGACUGCCCGGGCGCUCUUCCUGGAAGCAGUUGCACCUGCUAUCGAAAAGGACUUUAAAGAAGGCACUUUCGAUCCCGACCACCUUGAGAAGUACGGCUUUGAGCCCACACAGGAAGGCAAACUCUUCCAGCUGUAUCCCAAGAAUUUCCCACGCUAGAAAGCUCAGUAACCGCAGGCUUGUCGCCACCGGGGUCCAUACUAACCCAGCCUCAGAUCACCAGUUUCUGGGGAAGUAUGGGGCAGUCUCUUCUUGCUUAUUAAAGGCCUUUGGUACCCUG